Thermothielavioides terrestris NRRL 8126 is the source of this 1998-nucleotide messenger RNA. RefSeq names its product glycoside hydrolase family 43 protein. NCBI's taxonomy places the organism in Eukaryota, Fungi, Ascomycota, Sordariomycetes, Sordariales, Chaetomiaceae. Bases 166 to 1785 code for a protein of 539 amino acids. Gene Ontology annotation, biological process: carbohydrate metabolic process. The record is from RefSeq and is a predicted model, not a curated record. The transcript has a single exon. Gene Ontology annotation, molecular function: hydrolase activity, hydrolyzing O-glycosyl compounds.
GCCCCUCACGUCCGCAUAUCUCGCCCUUUAGGUCGCUCGUAUACAUAAUAGAAAGAAGCCUGAGAUUCAAUCUUGGGAGUGAGGGUUCCUUGACUUAGACGUUGCUUUCCUCUCCUCAGACACCCGACCAGUACCCUGUGACCCUGUGACUGACAGGCAGCCACGAUGCCGCUGGUACGCAACCCGAUCCUGCCGGGCUUCAACCCGGACCCGUCGGUGCUGCGGGUCGGCGAGGACUACUACAUCGCGACAUCGACGUUCGAGUGGUUCCCGGGCGUGCAGAUCCACCACUCGCGCGACCUGGCCAACUGGGAGCUGGCGGCCCGCCCGCUGAGUCGCAAGAGCCAGCUGGACAUGCGCGGCGACCCGGACAGCUGCGGCAUCUGGGCGCCGUGCCUGACACACGACGGCGAGCGCUUCUGGCUCGUGUACACGGACGUCAAGCGCAAGGACGGCUCGUUCAAGGACGCGCACAACUACAUCGUCAGCGCGCCGGCCAUCGAGGGCCCCUGGUCGGACCCGGUGUACGCCAACUCGUCCGGCUUCGACCCGUCGCUGUUCCACGACGACGACGGGCGCAAGUGGUUCGUCAACAUGCUGUGGGACCACCGCCGCCGCCCGCAGCUGUUCGCGGGCAUCGCGCUGCAGGAGUUCGACCCGCGCGCCGGCCGCCUCGUCGGCCCGCGCAAGAACAUCUUCCCGGGCACCGAGCUGGGGCUCGUCGAGGGCCCGCACCUGUACAAGCGCAACGGGUGGUACUACCUGCUGACGGCCGAGGGCGGCACGGGCUACGAGCACGCGUGCACGCUGGCCCGGUCGCGCGACAUCUGGGGCCCCUACGAGACGCACCCGCAGAAGCACAUCCUCUCGUCCAAGGACCACCCGCACGCAGCGCUGCAGCGCGCCGGCCACGGCGACAUCGUCGACACGCCCGACGGCCGCACGUACCUGGUGCACCUGACGGGCCGCCCGAUCACACAGCUGCGCCGCUGCAUUCUGGGCCGCGAGACGGCCAUCCAGGAGGCCUGCUGGGGCGACGACGACUGGCUGUACGUCAAGAACGGGCCCGUGCCGAGCCUGUUCGUCGACCUGCCCGCCGCGCGCGACGACACCAAGUACUGGGCCGAGCGGCGCUACACGUUCGAGGCCGGCCUGCCCGCCGACUUCCAGUGGCUGCGCACGCCCGAGCCCGAGCGCAUUUUCCGCACGGGCGGCGACGGCCGGCUGACGCUGAUCGGGCGCGAGGCCGUCGGCUCGUGGUUUGAGCAGGCGCUGGUGGCCCGGCGCCAGACGCACUUCUCCAUCGACGCCGAGACCGUCAUCGACUUCUCGCCGUCGGACGAGCGCCAGUUCGCGGGCCUGACGGCCUACUACUGCCGCUUCAACUUCUUCUACCUGACCGUGACGGCGCACUCGGACGGCCAGCGCGAGCUGCUGAUCAUGGCCUCUGAGGCCUCCUUCCCGCUCGGCGGCCUGCGCUUCCCCCUACCUGCGCCGGCGCCGAUCCCGAACCAGGGCAAGGUGCGGCUGGCGCUGUCGAUCCGCGGCCGCGACCUGCAGUUCUACUACGCGCUCGAGGGCGAGCAGGAGCUCAAGAAGAUCGGCCCCGUGCUCGACGCCAGCAUCGUCUCGGACGAGUGCGGCGGCCACCAGGUGCACGGCAGCUUCACCGGCGCCUUCGUCGGCGUCGCCGCCUCCGACCUGAACGGCACGGCCGCCGAGGCCCACUUUGACUAUUUCCUGUACCGACCGGUGCACCACGAGAGCGACCGGUAUGAGAUCUAGGGGGGUUGGAAGGCGUUGGAUGCAGAUAUAACUUGUAAUUGACCACCUAGUGUGCACCGCACUCGAGGGCCGCGCUGCACAUCCCGUUUGCUUGAAUCUUGCCUGAGUCAGGUUUACUACGUGAUCUUGGAGGAUGGUUGACUAGGAUCAUGGAUGAUAUGUUUCGACACCUCCCUCCUCUUAAUGGCCUCCCGUGACGACGUUUCUACCCCG